Messenger RNA from Seminavis robusta, 1176 nucleotides. The record is from the annotation of a GenBank genome assembly. NCBI's taxonomy places the organism in Eukaryota, Bacillariophyta, Bacillariophyceae, Naviculales, Naviculaceae.
AUGAGCAUCCGAUCCUACGAUCCCACUACUGACUUCAUUCAUCCCACUCUCACCACAAUCAAAGCUCGCCCCAACCGCGAGACACUCAAAAAACUCAUCAAAGAAAACAAAGACAACGCACGCAACAUCCACAGCGCACGAGGCGCAGGAGACGAAGGCCACCUCCGACUCUGCUUCCCUCUCGCCACCUACAAUGCUCGAGCUCACCUUGCAGGCACACCAUGGAUAGACCCCGUCCAUCCAGGUGCUAGACCAAACAUUCCUGGAGGAGCCACCGCAGCACAAAUCCAACAAGCUGUAUCUGAACACAGCUAUGACCUCCAAGAGUUUCAAAUUUUCCAAUCCACAGAAAGAGCGCUUCUCAAACUUACCAUGAAAGCCAUCGACGAAGUCUACUACAAAGCACUCGAAGACCCCGAUGAAGGAUAUUCAAUGCUCCACUACAUGGACCUCAUCCAACACCUCCUUGAGUCCUACGGCCAACUCACCAAUGACGACCUGGACAAAAACAUCGACCGCAUGAACGAACAAUGGUCAGUCAACGUACCCAUUGAAAAACUCUUCAACCAAAUCAACGACGCACAAGCAUUCGCCCGAGGCCACGACGAAAUUACUGACCGUGCAGCCCUCCGAGCAGGACUCAAAAACUUGGAAAACAGCGGCGUUUUUCAAGUCGCCCUCAAAGACUGGCGUGCAAAGCCCACAGCUGAACACACGUGGAACAACUUCCAGACAUUCUUCAAAGCAGCCAACACCGAAAGACUUCGAUCCGUCACCACCAAGCAAGCUGGCUACCAUGACCAGCACCAAGCCAACGCCGCGACCAGCAACAACAAAGGAAACCCAUUCAUUAUCACACUUGCAGACGGAGAAGCUAUGUCCUAUUGCUUCUCACACGGCCUCCAAUGGGACCUCACUCACAACAGCAACACAUGCCGCAACCGCCACCCAGAGCACAACACAAAAGCCACCCUCAACAACAUGCUUGGAGGCCGAUGCCAAAUCAAACGCAAACCCGGAGAAGCCGCCAUUGUGAAGUAUAUACCAAACAACAGGCAACAACGCAGUGGCGGCAGCAGCAACCACUCCGAGCGUGCCACCAGUCAAACACGCACUGACAGCACCUCCACCACAGCACACUCGGACGUUAGCUCUCUCACAAGCACGCAAACCUGA